Laccaria bicolor S238N-H82 is the source of this 1467-nucleotide messenger RNA. RefSeq lists its product as uncharacterized. The record is from RefSeq and is a predicted model, not a curated record. The transcript is spliced from 4 exons. NCBI's taxonomy places the organism in Eukaryota, Fungi, Basidiomycota, Agaricomycetes, Agaricales, Hydnangiaceae. The coding region runs from base 1 to 963 and encodes 320 amino acids.
AUGUCGUUGCCUCUUCCCCCAGAACUAAUCCGCGAAAUCAUCUAUUUCCUGAUCUUGUCCGCCCCUCCGCGCUCCUCUACCCCAGAAGACCCCGGCUGUUCAACGAAACCCAGUUGGCACGCACUCAAUGCGUUCAGUCUCACCUCAAGAACGUACCGUGCCCUCAUCCUUGAAGCUUGGUUCUGCACCCUCUAUAUUGAGUCACCUGAGGACUUGGAACAUGUAAGGUGCUGUUGGCCCGAGGUGGGAGCAAAAUGGACUAGGCACCUACACUGCGUCCAACCUCGGAACAGCAGCUCCCUCUCCCUUUGGGACCUCUCCUCUCUUCUGCACCUCUCCUCCAUCCGGGUGGAUUGGCUUUCACCCAUCCUCAUGCGAUCUAUCUAUCCCCGCCUCAGUCCGACGUCAUCAGGCAUGCCUUUCUUCAACUUCUCCUCCUCGGUCGAACACCUUGACCUGCGCGGAUUGGUGUGGCCUACUCCUCAGGUGCUCCAGAAUAUCCCUCGCACCCUGGGCCUUGAGCAUCUGAAGACUUUAAAAAUGAAGCAUCACACGUCAUGGUGUGGGCUCUGCGGUAUGUCCUAUAAGCUCCGAUUCAAGGACAGGCCGACCAUCAUAUAUGAGGGGGGUUAUGGGUUGCCUAUCGACUAUGCGCGCGUUCUGACCCCGCUUGAAUACCUCGAACAAGUCGUGAUCACUGUACCCAAUAGCGGCCUUGGGUCGACCACACUUGGUCACACCCCAACAACCCCAGAUCCAGACCCAGAAACAAAUUCGAAUCCAAAUCUAUGGGCGGGGGAAUGCGACACUUGCAUAAAAAGCAAGUAUGAGGAUGACGCCUUCCGCCAAAAGUGGGUGGAUAGGAAGAGGGGUGUCGGUGUGUGCUGCGAUGAUGAUGGCAAGAAGGAUACGAGGCCACCCAAGUUGAGGAGAGUGGAAUGGCGGUUUAGUGGCGGUCCUUGAAGACACCCGAUACCAGUGAUUUAUAGGCUGUACAAAAAUGAACUGAACUUUGCUGGUAUCAUAUACAUUCACGAUAUAUCAUCAACAUGUAUUUUUUGAAACAAGGCUGGAUAGCCUGAACUUUUUGUUGAAACUACAGUUGAAUCCGCGGAAUGUUGGUUCUAUGCACGACAAAGUGCUUGACGACGACUAUUGGAAGAAGCGAUCGAGAGGGGAUUGACUGUCCACAAAUUCGAGAACUCCCAUGAAUUUUCCUGAAAGGCGGUCAACUUGAUCAUCCAGGCAAACGGAGAGAGGCACUCGGGAGUCGGAACAGUGAUUUGGAAGCUUCGGGGCUCAACUUGAUUGUCUUUGGAUGUCAGGAGACUUCAAGUGGGUUAGUCUCCUCCCCAGAAAUCGCUGCCGCUCAGUCGGGCAUAAUUACUGAAAUCAGGAGUGGUCAUGCCAGUACCUACGCCCAGUGCGUACCUAAUCGCAGUCUGAAUACUUCAGUUUGAAGGAUUU